GCGGGGAUACUUACCACUAUACUCACUCUUCCCCUACUCCCCGUGUGACUAAGAUGGGUGGAGGUCAGUCUAAGCAUACCCCCACACCUCCAAAAGACACCCCUGCAUACUACGUUUACAUGCAUUAUGGUCCAAGGACCUGUAAGUAUGUGACAGAUUGGAAUCUUUUCACACGUGCUAAUUUAUCUAAACAAUUCCCACGGGAAGGUACUUUUGAUUUGGAUAAGAUUUUGUGCCUCAAACCCUUAAAUCAUCAAAAAUCUCUGGUAUACAGUGGAAGGCAUUUGUCUAUUGGUGGGAGGAAACUACAAAGAAACUCCAUGAGUCUAGAGUGCAGAGUCUAAAGGACUCCCAAGGAAAAUUAAAAACUCAAGUGCAGGAUUUAAAAUUAAAAUGCAAGACAUCUGGAUGUCUUCCCACUAAAUCUACUUCCCUAAAUCUACUUCCCUAACUCCUUUGGCUCCUUUAUAUCCCCAGUUAAUAAAGACUGAGAGUGAGGGGGAAACAGCUGAAGACAAUGUGGAUUUUUUCUGCAGUGCUCCGCCGCAGCAGCUGCUGCCCUCUUCCUCCCCCUCCUCUCUGCUUUUGCUGGCUGGGUCUUACACACCCGGAGACUGGGUCUACAUAAAGGUCCAUCAGCGAAAGAAUACUCUAGCCCUGUGCUGGAAAGGCCCUUAACAGGUUCUGCUAACCACCAACACCGCUGUAAAGUGCCAAGGACUGUCUACCUGGACGCAUGCUUCUCACUGCAAAAGGACCCCUCCACCUUGGGAUGACUCACUCCCGACUACUGAUAAGUUUCUCUCUUCUUCUAGUCCUGUUUUUCCUUCUGCAGGCCAACUGGGGAAGAGGGCAAGGUGAAGUACUGGUAACCUCUCCCUUGCCCACUAACAGUCCUGCAGCCAACAGAACCAAAACAUUGCAGGGUGAUGUGCUAGAAACCUCUCCGCUGCAUGAUGCUAAACCACAACUGUUUCAUGAACGAAGAAGAAAUAUUCGCUCUGCUAACAUCCAAGAAUUCCUGACCACAAAGGACAUUAAGAACUGGCCCUGGUGGAAAAGGCAGAGCAUUAUACACUGGCAAGGAGGGACUUGUGGAACCCGCAGUUGGGAAUGUGGUGUUGAAUGGCUUGGUGGGUUUCUUCCAGGGUCCGCGAUCUGUGCCUAUGGACAAAUACCAUCAGAGUGUACGGCCCUCCCUAAUUGGCUUUCAGAGGAAGAAUACCAAAAGCGCCUCGAUACCACUGUCCACACCACCUCCUCCACCUCCACUAUCAUCCUGGUAACGUACCCAAAAAUGGACAAUACUAUACAUUCUGAUGAAAUCCAAUGGCCAAGGCCUUCACAUCUUAGUGAUUUAGCUAAGUAUUGUCUGAAAAAUUUAUUCUUUGAGGUUCUGAAUUUCUCAUAUGAGCAAACAAUUGAAUGGAAAACAGAUGAAACAGUGGAGAUAGAGGUAUAUAGGGCCACUCCAGAUGGGCUUGAGCCGACAAAAUCCGUAAUUAAGAUUAGAGGAUUUUCCAGUGGGGUUGAUAUGAUGGCCAAGCCCGGGAUUUGUAGUAUACCAGGUGGAAGGGGCCCCUAUUGUUAUCUGGUUACCCAAUUAGUCAAUGAUCAAAUUUACACUCAGAGAAUGUGUUCUCUUACUGGAAAAUUUACUUGUAUUAAUUGUAUUAAGAUGAUUAAUAAUUUGACUUGCGCUAUAUUCCAAUAUACUCCUUCUUAUGUUAAUAGUAGUAUUGUUUAGAAAUAUAUUAGUUAUUAAUCAGCAGAUGUGGUACGCUACUGUGUCUAAGAGGUGCUAGAAUAUCGUUGGACAAUAGU
Pelodiscus sinensis (Chinese soft-shelled turtle) is the source of this 1824-nucleotide messenger RNA. Lineage: Eukaryota; Metazoa; Chordata; Testudines; Trionychidae. The record is from RefSeq and is a predicted model, not a curated record.